CUUUUUUUUAAAUUGUUUUUCUUUAUAGAUGCCCAACGUAUUGCUGCUCAUGCUCGCACUGCAUCAACUAGCCUGUUCCAUGAAACAGACUUAGUGGUCUCUUAUACUGACCUUGACAAUCUCUUCAAUUCCGAUGAAGAUGAGCUAACACCUGGAUCUAAAAGAACAGUGAAUGGUGCUGAUGACAAAUCCAACUGCAAAGAAGCAAAAGCAGGAAAUCUAGACCCACUGUCAUGCAUAAGCACUGCAGAUCUCCACAAAAUGUAUCCAACUCCACCUUCAUUGGAACAACAUAUUAUGGGAUUUUCUCCAAUGAACAUGAAUAAUAAGGAAUAUGGCAGCAUGGACACUACACUUGGAGGAACAGUACUUGAAGGGAAUAGCUCUAGUGUGGGAGCUCAGUUCAGAAUUGAAGUAGAUGAGGGUUUCUGCAGCCCCAAACCUGCUGAAAUAAAGGAUUAUUCUUAUGUUUAUAAACCUGAGAAUUGUCAAGCUUUAGUGGGAUGUUCCAUGUUUGCACCGCUGAAGACGCUUCCCAGCCAGUGUCUUCCUCCCAUCAAACUGCCAGAAGAAUGCAUUUAUCGCCAGAGUUGGACUGUGGGAAAGUUGGAUUUACUUCCUCCAGGACCUGCCAUGCCAUUCAUCAAAGAUGGUGAUGGAAGCACUAUGGAUCAAGAGUACGGCCCUGCGUACACGCCACAAACUCAUACUCCGUUUGGGAUGCCACCAAGUAGCGCACCUCCCAGUAACAGUGGAGCUGGAAUUCUCCCUUCUCCUUCCACCCCUCGUUUCCCAACUCCCAGAACACCAAGGACUCCUCGAACACCUCGUGGAGCUGGUGGACCUGCGAGUGCACAGGGUUCAGUCAAGUAUGAGAACUCUGAUUUAUACUCGCCAGCUUCCACACCGUCGACAUGUAGACCGCUGAAUUCUGUUGAACCUGCAACUGUGCCUUCCAUUCCAGAGGCACACAGUCUGUAUGUGAAUCUCAUCCUCUCAGAGUCCGUCAUGAAUCUCUUCAAAGACUGUAACUUUGACAGCUGCUGCAUAUGUGUUUGCAAUAUGAACAUCAAAGGUGCUGAUGUUGGAGUUUACAUUCCUGAUCCAACACAAGAGGCCCAGUAUAGGUGUACCUGUGGUUUCAGUGCUGUUAUGAAUAGGAAAUUUGGCAACAGUUCUGGACUGUUUCUUGAAGAUGAAUUGGAUAUUCUAGGACGUAAUACGGAGUGUGGCAAAGAAGCAGAAAAACGCUUUGAAGCUCUCAGAGCUACUUCCGUUGAACAUGGCAGUGGAGGACUGAAAGAACCUGAGAAACUGCCUGAUGAGUUAAUAUUGUUGCUGCAGGAUCAGUGCACCAACUUGUUCUCACCGUUUGGAGCAGCAGAUCAAGAUUCCAUUCCCAAAGUAGGUGCAGUUAGCAACCUGGUACGUGUAGAAGAAAGGGAUUGUUGCAAUGACUGCUACUUAGCCUUGGAACAUGGACGGCAGUUCAUGGACAAUAUGUCAGGAGGGAAAGUUGAUGAAGCACUUGUGAAAACUACUUGCUUGCACCACUGGUCGAAAAGAAAUGUUGUGGAUGUGAGCAUGCAGUGUUCCCAGGACAUCCUUCGUAUGCUCCUCUCGCUCCAGCCAGUUCUUCAGGAUGCAAUUCAGAAAAAGCGAACGGUCCGGUCUUGGGGUGUGCAAGGCCCCCUCACGUGGCAGCAGUUUCACAAAAUGGCUGGCAGAGGCUCUUACGGAACUGAUGAGUCCCCAGAACCACUGCCAAUCCCAACAUUUUUGUUGGGAUACGAUUACGAUUUUCUGGUGCUGUCUCCAUUUGCUUUGCCGUACUGGGAGAGGCUGAUGUUGGAACCUUAUGGAUCUCAAAGAGAUGUUGCUUAUGUUGUGGUGUGCCCCGAGAAUGAAGCUCUGCUGAAUGGAGCAAAAAGCUUCUUUAGGGAUCUGACUGCAAUAUACGAGUCAUGCAGGCUUGGUCAGCACAGACCUAUCUGUAAGUUAUUGCCUGAUGGGAUCAUGAGAGUUGGGCCUACUGCUUCAAAGAAACUUUCAGAGAAGUUGGUCACAGAAUGGUUCUCACAGACAGCUAAUGCCACCAAUGAAGCAUUUUCCAAACUCAAACUGUAUGCCCAAGUUUGCAGAUAUGAGCUGGGUCCUUAUCUUGCUUCUCAGCCUUUGGACAAUUCUUUACUUUCCCAAACAAAUCUGGUCCCUCCCUCCAGCCAGCCGGCCUCUACUCUGCCCCCAGUGACAGCUAAUGCUGGAAAUCCCAACACUCCAUCCUCUGCUCCUGCAGCUCCCACCAGUAGUACCAUGACAGCGACAUCAAACAGUGCCAUGUCUUCUGCAGCUACUACAGCUAACUCAACGCUGACUACCACUGCCGCCUCAUCCUCUUCUGCCAGUACAGGCAGUGGGAUACCAACAAGCAAGCCUUCUUCAUUUCCGCCAUUUAGCAGCAUGAACAAUACCACUUCUGCCUCCCUGCCCACUCAGGCUGCAACAGUCCAAAAUGGGCAAACUGGAGGACAGCAGCAACAGCCAACACUGCAAACAGCAGGGAUGUCUGGAGAUACUCCUUCAGUGCCUGCACAGCCCCAUCCAGAGGUUUCUGAAAGCACUAUGGAUCGUGAUAAAGUUGGAGUCCCUACAGAUGGAGAUUCACAUGCUAUCACCUAUCCGCCUGCAAUUGUAGUUUACAUAAUUGAUCCUUUUACGUAUGAGAAAAAGGAUGAGAACAGCAGCUCAUCUAGUUUGUGGACACUUGGACUUCUGCGCUGCUUUUUAGAGAUGGUUCAGGUUCUUCCUCCUAACAUCAAGAAUAUAAUUUCUGUGCAGAUUGUCCCAUGUCAGUACCUUCUGCAACCUGUGAAACACGAAGACCGGCAGAUUUACACUCAGCAUUUAAAAUCUUUGGCAUUUUCAGCUUUUACUCAGUGUCGGAGACCACUUCCAACGUCCACCAACGUGAAAACGUUAACCGGCUUUGGCCCAGGCUUAGCCAUGGAAACUGCUCUUAAGAGCUCUGAUCGACCUGAGUGUAUUCGACUAUACACCCCUCCUUUUAUACUGGCUCCUGUAAAGGACAAGCAAACAGAACUGGGAGAAACUUUUGGAGAAGCUGGCCAGAAGUACAACGUACUUUUUGUAGGCUACUGUUUGUCGCAUGAUCAAAGAUGGCUUCUUGCAUCCUGUACAGAUCUCUAUGGAGAACAGUUAGAAACUUGCAUCAUUAAUAUCGAUGUACCAAACAGAGCUCGCAGGAAAAAGGGCUCUGCCCGCAGACUUGGUCUUCAGAAACUCUGGGAAUGGUGCUUGGGACUUGUGCAGAUGAGCUCGUUGCCAUGGAGAGUAGUAAUCGGCCGUUUAGGAAGAAUAGGACAUGGGGAAUUAAAAGAUUGGAGUUGUCUGCUGAGUCGCCGAAACCUUCAGUCCCUCAGUAAGAGACUGAAAGACAUGUGCAGAAUGUGUGGUAUCUCUGCUGCAGACUCUCCCAGCAUUCUCAGUGCUUGUUUGGUGGCCAUGGAACCACAGGGCUCCUUCAUUAUUAUGCCAGAUUCUGUAUCGACUGGCUCUGUAUUUGGACGCAGCACCACUUUAAAUAUGCAGACAUCUCAGCUGAACACCCCCCAGGACACAUCGUGCACUCACAUACUGGUGUUUCCCACAUCGGCAUCUGUGCAAGUAGCAUCGUCAACUUACACCACUGAAAACUUGGAUCUGGCCUUUAACACAAACAAUGAUGGAGCAGAUGGAAUGGGAAUCUUUGACUUGUUAGACACUGGAGAUGAUCUUGAUCCUGAUAUUAUAAAUAUUCUUCCUGCAUCUCCUACUGGAUCCCCUGUACAUUCCCCAGGGUCCCACUACCCCCACGGAGGUGAUAUAGGCAAGGGUCAAGGUACAGAUCGAUUGCUUUCAACAGAAUCUCAUGAUGAAGUAACAAAUAUUCUGCAACAGCCCUUGGCCCUCGGUUAUUUUGUGUCAACUGCCAAAGCAGGUCCAUUGCCCGACUGGUUUUGGUCAGCGUGUCCUCAAGCACAAAAUCAGUGUCCCUUGUUUCUUAAGGCCUCUUUGCACCUCCACGUGCCUUCAGUGCAAUCAGACGAGCUACUCCACAGUAAACACUCCCAUCCACUUGAUUCUAAUCAAACUUCUGAUGUGCUCAGGUUUGUUCUGGAACAGUACAAUGCACUCUCCUGGCUAACCUGUGAUCCUGCAACCCAGGACAGACGGUCGUGUCUCCCAAUUCAUUUUGUGGUGCUGAAUCAGUUGUAUAACUUUAUGAUGAAUAUGCUGUGAUCUUCAUCUGAAUUUUGCAAGACAAAAAUGAGGAAAAGGGAUAUUUCACUGCAGGACUAAGUUAUAAUUCUUCUCAGUGCGAGUUGUUUGUGAUGGGGUAUGAAUCUUGUUACUUCCAGCAAAUAUUGUUUUGACUUGUGAGAGGGGCACCUGUCGCCCUGGUGUCUGAGUCAGACUGUGGGGGACGCUUUAGAAUGAUGGUCAGAAAGUGUAUUAUAACAUUUUUAGUAGCAAAAUUAACCAUUUUUCCCCAGCCACAGUAUUUGUGAAGAGUAAUGAGCCAUAGUCCCCAGUCAUGGUUAAUGAAUAUUAAAAGCAUGGAGAUGAGAAGAAACACAAGGAACAAUAAGUUUCAACCUAUGGCUUCAGAACAUCAAGAUGUUCUUGUAUUGGAUUAUAGUACCUAGUAUUCAAAAAUGCCUGCAUCUCUUAUUUAUUGUAAGUUUUUAAAUGUAUAAAUUGUCUUAUAUUUCUUAACCUCUUUUAUAAAAAUUUUCCUAGAAGGUUUAUACUGCCUUCUUGCUUUAAAGCAAUUGGUCUAA
Pterocles gutturalis (yellow-throated sandgrouse) is the source of this 4841-nucleotide messenger RNA. RefSeq names its product mediator complex subunit 13 (gene MED13). The transcript has 19 exons. Gene Ontology annotation, molecular function: transcription coregulator activity. The annotation marks the transcript as partial. Lineage: Eukaryota; Metazoa; Chordata; Aves; Pterocliformes; Pteroclidae. The record is from RefSeq and is a predicted model, not a curated record. Gene Ontology annotation, cellular component: mediator complex. Gene Ontology annotation, biological process: regulation of transcription by RNA polymerase II.